This is a messenger RNA of Terrapene triunguis (Three-toed box turtle), 672 nucleotides long. It is a transcript of the gene TREX2, whose product is annotated as three prime repair exonuclease 2. Gene Ontology annotation, cellular component: cytoplasm. The coding region runs from base 1 to 672 and encodes 223 amino acids. The transcript has a single exon. Gene Ontology annotation, molecular function: 3'-5'-DNA exonuclease activity; nucleic acid binding. Gene Ontology annotation, biological process: DNA catabolic process. The record is from RefSeq and is a predicted model, not a curated record. Lineage: Eukaryota; Metazoa; Chordata; Testudines; Emydidae.
AUGCUGGCCCCCCAAGAUUUCCAAACCUUCGUCUUCUUCGACCUGGAGACCACCGGCCUGCCCCCGGACCGCCCCCGCAUCACGGAGCUGUCUCUCUUCGCCCUGCACCGCCACUCCCUCCUGCAGCGCCCCCGGCAGGACGCCCCCACCCCCCAGCUGCCCCGUGUCCUGGACCAGCUCACCCUGUGCAUCGACCCCCAACAGCCCUUCACCCCGGAAGCCGCCCGCAUCACGGGGCUGAGCCAGCAGGACCUGGAGGAGAACGGGAAGCGGGGCCUGGACCGGGACGUGGCUCAGGCCCUGGGCGGGUUCCUAGCCCGCCAAGCCCCCCCGCUCUGCCUGGUGGCCCACAACGGCUGGAGCUACGACUUCCCCCUGCUGCGGACGGAGCUGGCGCGCGUCGGGGCCGAGCUGCCCCCCGCCACCGGCUGCCUGGACACACUGCAGGCCAUGAAGGAGCUGGGCCUGGGGGGCCAGGGGGGGUACAGCCUGGGGGCGCUCUUCCGGGGGCUCUUCGGGAGGGACCCCGAUGGGGCCCACUCGGCCGAGGGAGACGUCCGCACCCUUAUCGCCAUCUUCCUCGCCAGGGCGCCACAGCUGAUGGGCUGGGCGGCGGGGAAGGCCCGGGCCUGGGGGGACGUGACCCCCAUGUACCUCCCCACCACGCAUUGA